UGGGAGGCGCCGGCCGCGGCUGCGGCCUCACGUCCGACCCCGACUCCGGCUCUGGGGCAGAGAAGCGGCAUGGAAGCCGAGGACCUCCAGGAGGAGCUGACGUGCUCCAUCUGCCUGGACUAUUUCGAGGACCCGGUGUCCAUCGAGUGCGGCCACAACUUCUGCCGCGGCUGCCUGCACCGCAGCUGGGCGCCGGGCGGCGGCCCCUUCCCCUGCCCGGAGUGCCGGCAGCCGUCGGCGCCCGCCGCGCUGCGGCCCAACUGGGCCCUGGCCCGGCUCUCCGAGAAGACGCGGCGCCGGCGCCAGGGCCCCGUGCCCCCCGGCCUGUGCGGCCGCCACUGGGAGCCGCUGCGGCUCUUCUGCGAGGACGACCAGCGGCCCGUGUGCUUGGUGUGCAGGGAGUCGCAGGAGCACCAGGCCCACGCCAUGGCGCCCAUCGACGAGGCCUUCGAGAGCUACCGGGAAAAACUUCUUAAGACUCAAUGUAGUCUGACGGCCAAGAUGAAGAAAGCCAUGCAUUUGCAGGACAUGGAGGUGAAGAAUGCUACAGAGUGGAAGGAGAAGAUGAAGAAUCAGCGAGUGAGAUUCAGCACAGAGUUUGCAAAGCUGCACCGCUUUCUGGCUGAAGAAGAGCAAUGGUUUCUUCAGAGACUGAGCAAAGAAGAAGAAGAGACAAAGAAGAAACGGAAUGAGAACACAUUAAGGCUCAAUCGAAUGAUCUCUUCCUUGAAGAAGCUCAUCAUAGAGGUGGGGGAGAAGAGCCAGAGCUCCACCCUGGAGUUGCUUCAGAAUCCAAAAGAUGUGUUGACCAGGAGUGAGAACCAGGAUGUGAACUAUUCCCUUGAAGUUCUGAAGGUGAAGACUGUGUGCCAGAUACCAAUGAUGAAGGAAAUGCUGAAGCGAUUCCAAGCUAAAAUGAAGUAACAGGGACUGGAUUUACUCUUCUGCCUGAAACUUAACUUCAAAAGCAGACCCAAUACGUGAAAGAACAGUUUUCAAAAUUCUGAACAUCAGGCAAUGAAGGACAAUGAUCUCUGAAAAAUGUGAAACAAAUGAGGUGAGCUCUGUGGUUGCUCCAGCCUAGUGCCUUGUGACGGUUUCCAGGCCAUCUCAGGGAGGGAUAACAGAGAUGGAGCCAGGUGGACUCCCUGACUUGAGGAAUAGAGCUGAAAGUCCAGGAAGAACAAAACAGUGAGAGUUCACAGAGCAUUGGAGAGGAGAGAGCUGUACAGAAAGUACCCUGACAAUCUACAGAGGCACCUCCUAAAUAUUCAGCACAGUACUGAUCAGUACGUAGUUGUGAAGAACUAUCUGAGGGUGAGGAAGGAAGUUUCUAAAAUGAUUAGAAGGAACAGUUCCUGGUGCUCUCACAGGGCUAGGAACAGUGCCUGUUCUAUCAGCCAGACUGGAAAGCUCUUAAUUCUUGAAGCACUGGGUAGAGUACUCAGGAAAAUCUUGCCUCAUUAGUGGGGGAAUAGUUAACUCUAUACUGAGCACUACUUUGGACCCACCUUACAAAUCAUGAAAGCAAGACCCAAAAGGAUUGAAUUACUUGUAAGUUUGCAACUUGACUACAUCCCAGGACAAAGCUCAAGAAGAUUGAUGGGAAUAAAAAAAAAGUUUGAGUACCCAACAAUAUCAAUUCAUAAUGUCUGGCAUCUGAUCAAAGAUUAACAGGCAUGCGUAAAGGUAGGAAAACAUGACCCAUAGUGAAGAGAAUAAUCAAUUGAAAUUGACCCAGAAUUGAUUUAGAUGUUAGAAUAAGCAUAGAAGGACAUUCACAGAAUUAUUAUAAUUGUAUUCUGUAAAGAGGCAUAUAGAGACAUGGAAGAUAUAAAAAAGACCUAGGUCAAACUUUUAGAGAUGAAAACUACUGAGUGAUGACUGAGAUGGAGAAUACACUGGUUGGGAUUAAGUUGAUUAGACAUUGCAGAACAGAAGAUUAGUGAACUUGAAGACAGAGCAGUGGAAACUAUGCAAAAUGAAACACAGAUGAAAAAAGAACUUAAAAAAUGAAGAGUGAGCUGUGGGACAACUUCAUGCAGCCUUAUAUAUGGUAAUGGGGGUCCCUAAAGGAGAGGAGUGAGGAUGGAGAUUAGACAAAAAAAAAUUUGCAGAAAUAAUGGCUACACAUUUUCCAAAUUUGGUGAAAACUGUAAGUGCACAGAUCUAAGAAGCUAAACAAACCACAAGCACAAGAACUAUGAAGAAAACUACACCAAGGCAUAUCAUAAUCAACUUGCUCAAAACCAGCGAUAGAAAAUCUUACAUGCAAUAAGAGAAAAAGGACAUGUCACUUACAGUGGAACAAAGAUAAAAAUGACACCACGCUUCUCAUUGGUAGUUGCUCAUUGCAAGUGAGCAAAGUCUUUACUGAAAUUAAAAACUGUUAAACCAGAAUUGUGGCAAAAAUACCCUUCAAAAACAAAAGUGAAAUAAAGAUGUUUGCAGAUAUACAAAAACUGAAAGCGUUUACCACCGGCAGACCAACAUUGCAAGAAAUGCUAAAGGAAGUCCUUCAGGCAGAAGGAAAAUGAUACCAGUGGAAGUCUGGAUCUAUGCAAAGGAAUAAAAGAUCACCCAAAAUGGUAAUGAUGUGAAUAAAUAUAUAUAUAUUUGUUGUUAUUUAAAUCUCUUUAAAAGGUAAUCGUGGUGGUUAAUUUGUAUGUUAACUUGACUGGGCCAUGGGGUGCCCAGAUAUUUGGUCAGACAUUAUUCUGGGUAUUUCUGUGAGGGUGUUUUUGGGUGAGAUUAACAUUUAAAUCAGGAGACUUGAGUAAAGCACAUUGCCCUCCAUAAUGUGGGUGAGCCUCAUCCAGUCAGUUGAAUGCCUGAAUAGACCAAAAGGCUGACCUUUCUCCCCGAGCAAGAGGAAAUUCAACAGCAGAUUGCCUUUGGACUUCAUCUGUAACGUUGGCUUUUCCUGCCUGAAGGCCUUCAAACUGGAACAUUGGCUGUCCCUGGGUCUUGAGCCUGCCAUCCCAAAAAGCAGAUUGGACUUGCCAGUAACCAUAAUCACAUGAGCCAAUUCCUUAUAAUCUCUUUCUAUAUACAUGUCCUGUUUGUUCUGUUUCUCUGGCAAGUGCUAACUAAUAUAGUAAUUGACUGUUUAAACAGACAGACAAAAAAUCACAUUGUGGAGUUUGUAACAUGUUUACAUGUGAAAUGCACAACAACAACAGCAUGAAGGUUGGGAGAGGAGAAUGGAAGUAUACUAUUAUAUGGUUCUUAUAUGUGAAGUGGUAUAAUAUCACUUGAAGGGAGACUGUGAUAAGUUAAAGGUAUAUACUGUAAACCUUACAGCAACCACUAAAAUAAAACAGAGUUAUAGUUAAUAAGCCAACAAAGGAGAUAAAGUGGAAUCAUAAAAAAAUACUUAAUCAGGAAUAAGGCAGAAAAAGGAAAAAAGAACAAAUAGGACGAAGAGAAAACAAAUAGGAAGAUGAUAGACACAAAUCUCAUCAUAUUAAUAAUCAUAUUAAAUAUAAAUGGUCUAAAUACCAUAAUCAAAAGGCAGAGAUUGGUUGGAUUGGAUAAAAAAGCAAGACCCAACUGUAUGCUGCAAGAAACACAUUAAAUAUAAAGAACUGUAUAUGUUAAAAGUAAAACAAUGGAAAAAGAUAUACCAUGCUAACAUUAGUCAAAAGAAAUCUGGAAUGGGUAUAUUAAUAUCAAAGGAGAUUUCAGAGCAAAGAAUAUUACCAGACAUAAAGAAGGUCAUUUCCUAAUGGUAAAGGGAUCAAUUCAUCAGGAAGAUAUAACAGUUCUAAACAAUUAUACACCUAAUGAUAGAGAUUCAAAAUACAGUAAGCAAAAACUCAUAGAGCUGCAAGGAGAAAUAGAAAAAUCCAGUUAUAGCUGCAGUUUUCAAUAAUUUUUGGAACAAGUAGGUAGAAAAUCAGAAAGGAUUAGUAGACUUGAAUAACACUAGCAACCAGCUUGACCUCACUGAUAUUUAUUGAACACCCAACAACAGCAGAAUACACAUUCUUUUUAAGUGUACCUGGAACGCUUUCCUAAAUAGACCAGUGUAGGCCAUGAAACAAAUCUCAGUAAAUUCAAAAGGAUUCUUAUCAUACAAAGUAUGUUCUCUGACCAUAAUGCAUUUAAGUUAGAAAUCAAUAACAAAAAUAUCCCCGGAAAAUCCCCAAGUGUUAAGACACUUCUCAAAAAUCCAUGACUUAAGGGAGAAAUCAAAAGGGAAAUUAGAAAAUACUUUGAACUGAAUGAAAAGGGAAACAACAUAUCAGAAUUUGUGGGAUGCAGCUAAAGCAAUACUUAAGGGGAAAUUUAUAGCACUAACCACCUAUAUUAGGAAAGAAGAAAGUUCUCAAUUUGGUGACUUUAGUUUCCACCUUAAGACACUAGAAAAAGAAGAGCCCCAGAUAAAGCCCAAAGUAAACAGAAGAAUGGAAAUAAUAAAAAUCAGAGCAGAAAUCAUUGCAACAGAAUGCAGAAAAAAACCAGAAAAAUCAAUGAAACCAAAAGCUGAUUCUUUGAGAAUAUCAAUUUUAUUGAUAUACCUUUAACCAGAAUGAUUAGAGAAAAAAGAGAAGACACCCAUUACUAAUAUCAAGAAUGAAAGAGGCAACAUCACCACAGAUUCUACAGAUAUUAAAAAGGUAAUAAGGGAAGAGCUAGCCCUGAUGGCCUAGUGGUGAAGUUCAGCGCUCUGACCACGUCAGCGGCCUGAGUUCGUUUCCCGGUUGUGGAACCACACCAACUGUCUGUCAGUAGCCAUGCUGUGGUGACAGCUUACAUAGAAGAACUAGAAGGACUUACAACUAGAAAAUACAACUAUGUACUGGGGCUUUGGGGAGGGGAAAAGAAAGAGAGGAAGGUUGGCAAUAGAUGUUAGUUUAAGGCGAAUGUUUCCCAGCAAAAAAAAAAUUAAUAAUAAUGAGGGAAUAUUCUGAGCAACUUUAUGCUGAUAAAUUUGACAAUAUAGAUGAAAUGGACAAAGUCCUUAAAAGACACAAAUGACCAAAGCUUACUCAAGAAAAAAUAGAUAACUGGAAUAACCCUAUUUCUAUUAAAGAAAUUGGUGGUGUAGUUAAAAACCUUCCCAAAUGGUUUCACUGGUGAAUUCACCAAACAUUUAAGAAAUAUCUAUUCUAUGUGAACUCUCACAAAAAAAUGAAGAGGAGAGAAUAUUUCCCAAUUCAUUCUAUGAGGCCUGUGUUACCGUGAUAGCCAAAUCAGACAAAGACAUUACAAGAGAAAAAAACUAUAGAUCAAUGGCUCUCAUGAGCAUAGAAUUCUAAAGAAAAUUUUAGCAAAUUGAAUCUAACAAUGUAUUAAAAGGAUAAUACAUCACAACCAAAUAGGAUUUGUCCCAGAAAAGCAGGGUUGGUGCAACAUUUGAAAAAUCAAUGUAAUUCAUCACAUUAGCAAACUAAAAAAGGAAAACUAUAUGAUCAGUAGAUGCAGAAAAAGCAUUUGUCAAAACCUAACAUCCAUUCCUGAUUUUAAAAAAAACUAAACAACUAGAGAGACAUGGAGAGUCUGAGAGGGAAGAGAAUUUGAAGGCAGGGAGGAGGUUAUAGACACAGUUAAGGUGAGAGAUGCUGAAGGUCUGAGUGAAGACUGGCAGUGGGAAUGGAGAGGAGGAAAAGACCCUGAGUGGUAUUUCAGAGGUAGAAUUGAUAGGACUUGGUGACUAAUCAGCCAUUGAGGGCCAGAGGGAAAGAAGAGUCAAAUAAUCUCAAGAUUUAAAAGUGUGAGUGUUUGAAUGGAGGUAAUGCUCUUACACCUUAGAGAACAGAGAAGACAAGAUGUCUGCAUGUGAGGGGGAAUUAGUCCCAAGAAAGUGGAAGGAGACUUAGGUUAAGGAGUUCCAUUUUGAGUUAUCUAUGGGGGCUUGCCCAGUGAACAGAAACCUUGUCAGUCAUGACAUCCGUGUGUACCUGUACAAAGAACCAGCCAGUCAACGGUGGUGAUCUGGUCCUGAUUCAACAAGUCAGAAUUUGUUAACGUUUCUCCAAAUUUUAUGCUGAUUGUGAAGACUUGGAGCCAUGAAAUAAUGAGCUCCCCAUUUUAUAGGUCUUAGUCUUUAAUAGUAGAAAGGAAAUGAAGAUUUCAGGUUGCUAAAGGCUGUGGCCUGCUAGGCCCAGCUGAGGAUCACUUGAGAGUCAAUGAGGAGUCUCAUUCCUAACAGUACUUGUUAAGAGGGGAAGAAUGGAGCUGAAGCUGGAACAGAUGGGCAUUCCUGGAGGCGGGUUGGUGGUAAGCUGUUGCUUUAUUUAUCUCAGCUC
This is a messenger RNA of Diceros bicornis minor, 6254 nucleotides long. It is a transcript of the gene TRIM4, whose product is annotated as tripartite motif containing 4. Gene Ontology annotation, molecular function: zinc ion binding; protein binding. The record is from RefSeq and is a predicted model, not a curated record. Bases 70 to 924 code for a protein of 284 amino acids. The transcript has 6 exons. NCBI's taxonomy places the organism in Eukaryota, Metazoa, Chordata, Mammalia, Perissodactyla, Rhinocerotidae.